AUGUUUCGUUGGGCCCAGCAACAGUUGGCCAAUGUCGCCGGCACCCAGGAGCCCGAGUAUGGCCCGGAGGCCAUCCAGCCCGUCGGCAAGAAUGAGGGCGACCCAGCCUUCUCCGAGCUGACCAAGGCCGAUCUCAAAUGGAAGAUAAUAGAGUCAACCUGUGUCGAGACGCAGACCUUCUACCUGAACGCUGACAGCGGGCACGUUUGCUUUCUGCAGGUCAUAUACAGCAACGUCGCCGGCCUGCGCAUCACCACCCAGUUCAACUGCAAGAUCUUCUACCCGAACAACGAGAAGCCCUUCCUCUGGUCCAGCGACCCUCUCGAGAACUACGGCUUCGACGAGGAGCAAUACUCCUUCUACGCGGACGGCGUCUCGGUGGAGCUGUCCGAAGAUGGCGCGUCCUACACCAUCAAAUCCGCCGUCAACGAGAAUAGCAUGGUGGAUGUGAAGUUCAUACGGGCGGCACCGGGAUUCAUGGGCGGAACGGACGGGACAAGCAACUUUGGCACGGAUCCGAAGGCGCCGUGGGGUUCGAUGCGCCACGCCUUCUGGCCUAGGGCGAAUGUGGAGGGCAGAAUCAUCACAAUGGAUGGAGAGAUUGAUUUCAAGGGCAGAGGCAUGUUCAGCAUGGCCCUGCAAGGAAUGAAGCCACACCAUGCUGCUGCUCGGUGGAAUUUCGUCAACUUCCAGUCUCCCACCUAUUCCGCAAUCCUGAUGGAGUUCACUACGCCUCCCUCGUACGGGUCGACUCUCGUCCGCGUCAGUGGAAUCGCAACCGAUGGCAAGCUGCUUUUCGCUGGGACCUCGAGCGGCGAUGUCAAGCAUACCGACACCAAGCAGGACUCAGAGAACGAUUGGCCGGAGCCCACUGCUGCCAGCUAUCACUGGGGAGGCAAGACUGAAGACGGAAGAGAUGCUUCAGCGCACCUUGAAGGCAGCCUUGGGCCGCGCUUAGAUCGGAUCGACGUCAUGGCGGAGGUCCCGGGAUUCGUCAAGGCGAUCGUUGCGACCGCGGCCGGCACCAAGCCGUACAUCUACCAAUUCCUCCCGAAGAUGACUCUGGAGAUUAAACUCGGAGAUGAGGUCAAGAAGGAAGAGGGCAUGCUGUUUACUGAGGCUACUUUCAUCUCGUAA
Molecule: messenger RNA, 1137 nt
Organism: Trematosphaeria pertusa
Lineage: Eukaryota; Fungi; Ascomycota; Dothideomycetes; Pleosporales; Trematosphaeriaceae
Product: oxidative stress survival, Svf1-like protein
Exons: 4
Coding region: 1-1137 (378 amino acids)
Biological process (GO): response to oxidative stress
Cellular component (GO): cytoplasm
Source: RefSeq, a predicted model, not a curated record